AUGGGAAUGGAUUUGCCGGGUCUGGCUGGGCCAGAGUUCCAGGGCCCUGGCCACAGGGGGAUAAUUCAACCUGCCAAUUGCCAUGGAAGUCCCGAUGAUGUCGAGAUCGGUUGCCUCACCCGGCCUGGGCACCACAUUUUCGGGGGAGCUCCAGGGGGAUUACAAGUGCGCUGUUAUAAUUUUGUCUGGAUUAAAGGAGUGUCCGGACCAUCUGUUGCUGGAAAAUCGGUGGUGGUUCUAAGCCAAGAAGCCGGAAGUGCGCGGUGGUGGCGGAGGCGACAGCAGCUGGUCCUUGUGUGCUCGUUCACUCGCAGCAAGAGGGUGGCUCUGGGCCCGGUCGCAGCCGAGGAGCGUGUCCAGUCUAGCCCAGCGGUGUCCACAGUCGCAGCAGAUUUGCCUCAGACAGAGGGGAAAGCCUCUGCCCUGUGGGAGAUGUUUGGUGACUGUGUUGCGAUGAUGGAUGAGUGUGAAGAUGUUUCCAUGGCUCUCAGUCCUGAUUUCUGUCCGAACUAUCGGCUGGACAGCAUUAAGUUGCUCUCGGUUAUCCAGGACUCCAACUCGUCCAUGUCCUUCUCCCCGGAGCCUACAACGUCGCCUCUGCAGAAUAAUUCCCUCAACAUGAGUAACAUUGGCUUCUGUGAAGGCGAGACUCCAAAGCGCUGCCUGGACUUGUCAAAUCUGAGUAAUGGGGGUGAGUCAUGGACCUCUCCAGAGAUUGUUCACAGAGGUCCGUGCCUUGGUUCACCUGGUCUAACAGAUGCACAACCUGGAGAAUCCAGGCAACCUGUGGGAAGAACCCAGCCAUCUCUGCCAGAGAUUCUCUGCAGCAGUCCAAUGUUGGUGACAUCAGAGCCUCAAUCUUUGGCCCAAAACCGCAUGGAUUUUGGAAGCCUGGACCACAACAAGGAAAAUGAAGGAGAUGGGUUUAAGAAGCCCAUUUGCCCAGCUCCUAAGAUAAUGUUGAUCCCCUUCCAAGAACACAAAUUAUGUGAAACAAUGUCUUCCUCUGUGUCCUCCUUGUUUGGCUUUGAGAUGGAAGAAAUCAGUCAAGUAACAUCAACCGAAUCUCAGUGCCUGGAUCAUUCCAUGAGCGACAACAAUACUUCUUUGCUUGUGGAGCAGAUUGAUAAUGAUUCAAAGAGGGAUUCAAACAUGAAUGUGGCCAUGUCCUCUAGCAUGGCUGCACUUUUCACUGGUGAGCUGAUGACGCAGGGGAUGGACACGAGCACAGUUCCGGUCCGCAGGGGCAGGCCAGGAUUGUUCCGGUCGCCUUCUCUGCCAGAGAGGCUGCACAGACCGUUCCUGAAAAGGUUGGAUAGAUCUCGGGAAACAGAUACUCCAGUGAAGACGAAGCGACAGAAGGGUUUUGAAUUCCCACCAGAGCACAAUGAACAGAAGAGGAAGGACGACCAGCUCAUGAGAGGAGUCAUGACCAGCUGCAAAGACAAUAUGACAAAUGUUUUGGAGGAGGAGAGCAACCCUAUGGAGCUGAUAGGAAACCAUUCUAAUGUAUAUGCAUUGCCCACUGUACUGGGUAAGCAUGAGGAAAUGAAGUAUAUCAUCCCCGAAACAGUGGCCAAGGUACUACAUGGAGAAUAUGACCACCUUUUAGGAGAAGUCUAUGUCAUCGACUGCCGCUAUCCUUAUGAAUUUGAAGGGGGACACAUUAAGGGUGCUCUGAACCAUCACAGAGCGGAUGACGCAAUUGAGUUUUUUCUGAAGAAACCCAUUAUUUCUAAAUCCAAGGACAAGAGAUUAGUUAUAAUCUUCCACUGUGAAUUUUCAUCGGAGCGAGCACCAAAGAUGUGUCGACUAGUGCGGGAGGAGGAUCGCAGUAUGAAUAACUACCCAAACCUGUACUAUCCAGAGCUCUACAUAUUGAAAGGAGGGUACAAGGCUUUCUUCUCUCAGUUCUCGAACUACUGUGACCCACCUACGUACUGUCCCAUGGAUCACGUGGACUUCCAGGAAGAGAUGCUGAAACUGCGAAAAAAGAGCAAAUCCUGGGCAGGAGAACGUCGCAGGAGGGAGCUCAUCUCCAGACUGAGGAAGAUGUGAAAAGUCAAUGAGACAUGCCACCUACCAGGAGCCUGAUCUGGGGGCCCUUCAUUACAGGACAUUGAUCCAUUCAAAGAUGUUCCAUAUCCACCACUGUCCAUAAAGUCACAAUGGAGGAUUAUCCAACCAUCCAGCUCUUAUGUUGCCAAUUCAAAGUAUGAAGGCCAACCUCAACUUGAUACAAUAAUGGAUUUGUAAUGUGAAGGUUCAUGGCCAUGAUUUUUUUUUAGCUACAGAAUUAUUUUUAUCAAAUAUUAGUUUUAUAAAUAUUUUGCCAUCUGGAAAAUCUACUUGCAAUCUCCAUCCAUCUCAAGGCCCUGGAUGAGUAGAUGGUUGGUUUUAUUAAUCUGCUGACAAACUGAAUGCCAGCUGACACUUUUCUCCCAAGCCGUCCAAAUGCCGCAAACCUCCCAUCGUGGUCAACUUGGCAAAAGCUUGGCAUCCAACUCUCAUGCCUCCAGGCAGGUGAAGAGAGUAAUAUGGGAAUAAUUACAUAAACACAAAUUUCUUUUUCUGUGCAUGGACGUCUGAGGAGAUGCGACACAUUGAUCUAUUUUUUUAUUGUUGCAAUGCAAGCUGCAAGAUUCUGCGUUUUGCAUCAUUUCUGAAGAAUAAUGCCACGCGGUUCCCCCUCCUUUUGAAUUAGCCCGGGUGAUAUUCGCAAGUGUUGAUGCAAACCAUUCUUGAUCAUUGUUUAUACGGUGGAGCCAUAUUGGCUCAGGGGCACUGAAGCUCGUUGUUUGAAACUCCCAGAUUGAGCUGGAUCCAGAUAUGACCUAUCCUAUGAGCUCUUACCAGAAGAGAGAACAUUAACCCCAUUUGCUCCAGACCAGUUCCAUCAAUAUAUAAAAUGUAUUCGCUCCAUGUUCAAGCAACUAAUUUCCUCAAAACAGUGGCGCUGGCCGGUGUUGGAUGUAAGGAGUAAUCCAAGCCCUGGAGUCGGGUAGUGUAUUCUGUGCAGUAAAAGUGGUAAAUUUCUUAUUCCUGUCCCAGGUAAUAGUAAACAACUGGAAUUUUAUUAAGUCUAUUUUGUUUUUUAUGGAAGCUGAUUCAUUCCAAGAUGUUCCACCUCCACUACUGCCUGUAACAUCACAGUGGAAGCUGAGAUGAACGUGACAUUUUCAAUUAAAAUACAGACUAGCAAGUAGAAUCUGAAAUGUCUACGAUGAAUAAGUCACUUGGAUUAAUAUGGCAUUUUAAUCUUUUCAUUUGACUUCAUCAUCCCCAGCAAGGCAAGCUGUUGUUGGGGCUUCCACCAACAUUGGUUGACGCUGCCACGGCACAUCAUGAAGGAACCAUGAGUUGGGUGGACCAUGUUAAUAUUCAAAGCGACUAUCAUGCCACAUUUUUACUGGAUUUUAGAUGAGUUGAGCCUUCAAUAUUCAUACUUGGGGAGUGGGCUUACGGAUUUAAUGCCCAUCAGUAAUUAACCUGGCAGUUUGCCUCCUGUCUUUAAAGCAGUGGCUCAUGGAGGGCUACUCCCAUAGUUAGUAAUUCACUAGGAAUUAACAGUAGUUUGGUCACCAGCUCAUUUUUAGCCACUUGGCCAACUUAAGUUUAUUUCCCCACAGUGAUGAUUAAUGAGUUUAUUACUGAGAGAUGGGAUGUCACAAUGAUAUAUUCCCAGGCACCCUGAGGAAUACAGUCUGGUCUUGUGGUCGGGUUAGCUGUGGUUGGAAAUGAUGACUAUCCUCUAUGGUUCGGUGACUGUGAGAAACCUCUGCUCGUGUCUAAAAUCUCCGUGAGAUGUACAAUUUCUUAUUUGCAGUGCGCCUUUAUUUGAAUCUUUUGAGUAUUAAUCUGAAAAUUAAAUGGAUGUGUUCUAAUCAUUUUGAGUUAUUUUGCAUCCCAAUUGUUUCAUGGGGUGCACUGAGCUCAAGAGGUUAUGUUUUAUUUUGAGUACCCUUCUCAAAGUAAGGAGUUGGUGUGAGGAAGGAAGGCUGUGUCCUUGGGGCUGUGAUCGUGUGACUGAGGUCUGGAAUGAGGAGGCUGUGGUUCUCCAUGUUGCUGAUGGCCAUUGCCGGGUGAAAGACCAUUGACUGAAGCUGCUCGCUCUCCUCGUGAGGAGAUGUCCUCCACGUUUUGGACCAUCGCCACCAGUUGUCUCUGAAGCCCAGUCCCCUCACAAAGUUGCAACCACAUUUUCUCUUGGCCAAUGGUAAUUUUAACAAAAACAUCAAUGUUGCAUUUUAAAAAGAAAACUGAAUGUAAUGGGAAUGGAAGCAGGCAUAUGAAACCUUUCUAAUUUAUCACACGUUUGCUGUCUCUUGAUAUUGCAUCUUGGUGAUCUAUCUUCUUUACACAUCUCUAUAUAUAUAGAGGCAAUACCCAGGUACGACCACCCAAUUGAUGCAUACACCUAGGUACAAAUACGCUAUCAUAAUAUUAAAUUCAUUGG
Messenger RNA from Amblyraja radiata (thorny skate), 4456 nucleotides. Its product is annotated as M-phase inducer phosphatase 1-B. The coding region runs from base 1 to 2058 and encodes 685 amino acids. Gene Ontology annotation, cellular component: nucleus; cytoplasm. Gene Ontology annotation, biological process: protein dephosphorylation; G2/M transition of mitotic cell cycle; positive regulation of G2/MI transition of meiotic cell cycle. Lineage: Eukaryota; Metazoa; Chordata; Chondrichthyes; Rajiformes; Rajidae. The transcript is spliced from 18 exons. Gene Ontology annotation, molecular function: protein tyrosine phosphatase activity. The record is from RefSeq and is a predicted model, not a curated record.